AUGAACUGGAUUCAAUUUGCAGCUUUUAUUAUCACGGCUUCUGCCGAAGUUCUUGCUGGCCACGUCCCUCCUGUUGACGGCGCCGUCUCAACCUGCCACGAGUCUUACGAUGGUAGAUUCGAGGUUACUAUCAACAAGCUCAGCAAGCGAGAUGUCGAGAAACGAUCUUGCGGUGGUUCCGACGCCCUGCUACUGACACUCCACGAUGGAAUUCUAAAGGACGCCAAGGACCGUACUGGAUACAUUGCUUCCAACUAUCAGUUCCAAUUCGAUGAUCCGCCUCAGGUAGAUGCCAUCUACACGAGGGGUUUCUCUGCCUGCGAUGGCACUCUGGCUCUGCGUGGCUCAACCACCUUCUACCAAUGUCGCUCCGGGGACUUUUAUAACCUGUACGACCGUAACUGGGCGUCGCAGUGCGAACCAAUCGAGCUCCGUAUACUGCCUUGCGACGGACACACUGAAGGUGGAGGUUACGGCCGAGAAGAGACCACUAUCGGCUCCAAGGUGGUCAAGACUGCCAUUGUGACGGCUAUCGGAGAUGGUCAGGCACAAGCACACACGACUACCAUUGCUAUUCCCAUCUGCCAAAUUGGAGACGGACAAGUCCAAGGACACACAACUCCUUGCGGUGGCCAGCCUCCAGCCUCUCCCAUCAGCCAAAUCAGCGAUGGCCAGGCAGUCCACGAGCCCCCUCUCACGAAUCCUCCUGUGGCCAUUCCCACGGCCACCGGUGCUCCUAAACCUCCUAGCCAUCCAGUUACGCAGCUUCCAGACGGCCAGCCGCAGGGAUUAGAGCCUAAGGAACCUCCUUCUGGCACUGGUUCGCUUCCGAAACCGCCUCCUGCUGCUUCUUCCGAGGUUCCAGUCAAUGAUGCCGCACAGCUCUUUAGCAAUGUCAAGAUGACGAUUGGCAUUCUGAUGUUUUGCAAUAUGCUUAUUGGUGUAUAG
Molecule: messenger RNA, 948 nt
Organism: Trichoderma atroviride IMI 206040
Lineage: Eukaryota; Fungi; Ascomycota; Sordariomycetes; Hypocreales; Hypocreaceae
Biological process (GO): fungal-type cell wall organization
Cellular component (GO): fungal-type cell wall
Molecular function (GO): structural constituent of cell wall
Source: RefSeq, a predicted model, not a curated record